ACAAAUUCCUAAUGCAAGAGAUUGUAUAGGGUCAAUAAAGUGAUCUUAUCUUAUCUUAAAAGGCCAUUCCAGCCCCGUGACUGCUGUGUGUCCUGACUCGGGGGGCUUCUUUCGUCCUCUCGGCUGCUGGCAGUUUUUGCAGCUGGUUCCCCAGCCGACAAGCACCUGAGGUCAUCUUCUGCGGCUCCUUCAGGUAGGUCUUCUGGGGGGGUCUGUAAACAGGACCACUGCGUGGCUCAGGUAUUGGAGCAGGGGUGCUGCUCUUCACUCCGCUGAACACGGGCUGCCAUCUCCCAGGACCCUGCCGAGACUGCUAGAAUCAUCACAGCUUCCUCUCGACUUCCAAACACACCACUUUUCCCAAGGGCAUCUUGACUUACAUUUAGCCCCACAUCAAGGCUUUCACCAGUGCUGAAGCUGCUGCCGUCACAAGGCUGCAUUUCAGCCUGAGCAGUGCUUUCUUGGGUUUGUUUUCCCGUUUCACCUGUUGGCACGCUGGCUCCUUCACAGGCAGAGCUCCAGCACUGUCGCUGGCACAGAGUAGCUCAGCCGGGUCCUGAACUGCAGCCCCGUGGACCGGACAGACACGGGAGCGCUGGCUCCCCGGUCCCGGGUAGGGAGGCGUGAGGAGGAGCGUGACGGGAGGGCGCUCCCUUAUCCGCCUCUUCCCGAGCAUCCCGGUGCAUCCCCAGGGCUCGCGCGUCCGCGCUCCCCGAGCAGCCGGCCGCGGCGGGCUCUCGCGAGUGCUGAGUCACCGCUGGCGAGUGGGAAGGUCUGCGGAGCGCGAGCGCGAGCCGCGGAGCAGCGUCCGAGUGAGCGAGCGAGGGAGAGAGAGGGAUCCGACCAAGCCCCCCUCGCCCAGGAGACCGUCUCCGAGCGCAGGGCUCGCCGUGGAGCCACCAUGAGCGAUGUCACCAUUGUCAAGGAAGGAUGGGUACAGAAAAGGGGAGAGUACAUCAAGAACUGGAGGCCGCGAUACUUCCUGCUGAAGACAGAUGGCUCGUUCAUCGGCUACAAGGAGAAGCCGCAAGACGCAGACCUGCCUUACCCUCUGAAUAAUUUUUCUGUGGCAACCCCGUUCAAGGCAGCUGAGAUGGGAACUCACUCCCUGAAUACUGAAACAGCCUUGUGGAGAAGGUUCCCCGCUGUGCAUCAGUGCAGUGGUGAAUGAAUCGGGUCUCUCAGAUCUGGCAGCAGACUGGCACAGCGGUCAGGUUACUGGACCGAAAACGGACGGUUGUGGGCUCAGAUCCCAGGUGAGAUCCUGCUGUUGUGCCCUUUAGCCAGGACCUUCACCAAGAUU
Messenger RNA from Lepisosteus oculatus (spotted gar), 1303 nucleotides. Lineage: Eukaryota; Metazoa; Chordata; Actinopteri; Semionotiformes; Lepisosteidae. The record is from RefSeq and is a predicted model, not a curated record.